AUGUCUACUAUCCAAAACUUAAACUCUUUCGACCCAUUCGCCGACACUGGUGAUUCCGAAGCUCAAGCCACAAACUACAUCCAUAUCCGUAUUCAACAGCGUAACGGUCGUAAGACCUUGACCACCGUUCAGGGUGUUCCUAAUGAAUAUGACUUGAAGAAGAUUUUGAAGGUUUUGAAGAAGGACUUUGCCUGUAACGGCAACAUCGUCAAGGACUCCGAGUUGGGUGAGGUCAUCCAGAUGCAAGGCGACCAGAGAGUCAAGGUGUCUGAGUUCUUGAUUACCAAAUUGCAGUUGCCAAAGAAGAACAUCAAGAUUCACGGUUUCUAA
Molecule: messenger RNA, 330 nt
Organism: Candidozyma duobushaemuli
Lineage: Eukaryota; Fungi; Ascomycota; Pichiomycetes; Serinales; Metschnikowiaceae
Gene: SUI1
Product: translation initiation factor eIF1
Exons: 2
Coding region: 1-330 (109 amino acids)
Biological process (GO): translational initiation
Cellular component (GO): eukaryotic 43S preinitiation complex
Molecular function (GO): RNA binding; ribosomal small subunit binding; translation initiation factor activity
Source: RefSeq, a predicted model, not a curated record